CGAGCGCUUAAUAAGGUUUACGUUGCGUUCAAACGAAAUGGUAACGGAUACACUUUACGAACUUUUCUCGCACCUUGUAUAGUGCUUUAGGUAGAACGUUGCGUAACAUACGAAAUUCAAAGGUUGGUGGCCGAUCGGCUCACGUCACUUUCAAAGAUCAUCGUCCGAUAUUUAUGUAACUCCGAAGCGACCCACAUGAUCGUAACACCUGCGGGCGAAUAAUCAGUGAAAGAGGACAGGCGGGAGCGGACGGGAAUUCGAGAAGUCCGAUUGCGGUAAGUAGAAAGCACCUUCUCGACGUUUGCAUCGAAUUCGAUUGGUUGGCGCUUUGCGUGGGAUUUCUAGGCUCUCUUUUGUAAUACGGAUCCCCGUGUCUAGUUACUCUUCGGCGUCUCUUCCAAAUCCAAAGUUCUCUUUCUCGAACGUUCCCUUGACUUUCGUCUGCAACAUUUUUAUUGCCUGAAAUCGACAGAGCAUUGGCGAAGUCGCUGCACGAACGACUCUUCUUUCAUUGACGAUUUUUAUGCGUUGAAAUUAUGUAGGUAUGAAAAACAACACGAACGAAUCCCGGUGAAAGAGGACAAAAGAGGGGCCGACUUGUGUGUAUCAUGCUUACGUGAAAUAGAAAGGAAUCGGUGGGCAAAAAUACUGCGUCAAGAUUCUGAAACGUGAUUGGUCGAUCCUCGGCGUGGGAUCUUACAGUCACCCUUAUAGAUCGGUGGAUCGCACCGACCCGUUCUGCAGUACGUUGAUCACGAAGAUCGCACCAGACAUCGUUCGCAGAGCAGAGCUGAAAAUUGACAAAUAUGAUAGCAAGCAUAGCUAUCUUCGGACUUUUUUGUCUCGUUCCUUCCGAAGGGGUGAACUUUUUGAGAGUGAAACGUCAAAAUGUCCCGGAGCAAGGUGAACACGUGAUAGAUAACAUCUUUAACAUUCCGAUCACGGCGAUCAAACAAACCGCUACCGCUGCUCAGUCGUUUAGCCCGGAAAAUUCUCCAGCCAUUGACAGUGUUUUUCAGAUUCCUAUAUCGACUCUCGAGGCGGUUGGAAAUCUCGUAAAAGCGACGUCUGGACAAAGAACUCAGAAUUCCGAAGAGCUACAACGGAUACGAGAAGAAAGAAGAGACAAAAUUCUGGCUCAAAGGGAAAGACAAAGAUUGCAAAGGGAUCAAAUUCAACGGCAACGUCUUCAACGACAACAGAACAAGAGAACCAUCAUGCUUCACAAUAAAGACCCGUUCGGACUGAACGCCUUAUCGAAUCUUCUAGUUGGUAAUCAUGGUUUUUUAGAUCUUUUUGGUGGGCAUGGUGGUCAUGUCGGACACGGGGUUCACAGUGGGCAGACUGAUCACGGUGGUAAUGGACACCAAGGCAUCCAUGGAAGCCACGGUAGUUUGACGGGUAGUAACCAAAACACUUACGAAGUCCACGAGAACGUGGAAGAAGACACUGGCUAUGCGUGGCACGGAAUCACAGCUGGAAUCGGAACAGUUUAUGGUUCCCGGCCCACCAACGCGUUUACGAUACAGAACAAGAUCGCCCCAAAAGAGGACAAGCCAAAUAAAUAUACUUACGACGAUUCACAAAUACAGAAUAAAAUUGCACCGGUAACAAACUUCAGGGAUAGGUUCAGAUACGAGGAAGAACCUCCGCUGCAGAAUAAAAUUGCACCGAAGAGCAACAGGAUCGCGUUUCAGUCUUGAGGAACAAGAUAAAGAAAAGCUAUAAAGCCUAAGUGAUAGAUCUCGUUAUAUCCCAGUUGCGUCGAUGUUAGACGAUAUACAUUUCAUCAGUAUCAAUAACGAUGAACGGAUAAUUGAGUAUAAUUAACUCUGGGAGAUUAUAAAUUACUGAUUUACGACUGUAGAUUACAAAUAUGUCAGUAAUCGUUAAAGUAGUUAGUAUUACAAUGUAAUCGCUAGAAUCCGAUGAGUAAACUUUUUUUUAGAAAAUUGCGAAAAUUUAAAACUGAAGCAAAGCAAGUCGUCAAGUAACGAUUCUAUUAUUUAAAUAAUAUAAGUAGAAUAUUGUAGUGUACGUGACGUAUUGAAUGUUCGCAAAAACUCAUUCGAUUGCGUAUCUCUGUAUCUACCUUUGUACAAACAUUGAGAAAAAUUCCGUGAUUACAGGAAACGUAAAUGACAUGAGCGUUUCUCCGUCACAAUAAACAUCCAUAUUUAAUAUAGCAAUGUAAUCCUCCGCUGCAUACGUAAAUAUAUUUUCUUUCCACACAAA
Messenger RNA from Hylaeus anthracinus, 2235 nucleotides. RefSeq lists its product as uncharacterized. The transcript has 7 exons. The coding region runs from base 807 to 1703 and encodes 298 amino acids. The record is from RefSeq and is a predicted model, not a curated record. NCBI's taxonomy places the organism in Eukaryota, Metazoa, Arthropoda, Insecta, Hymenoptera, Colletidae.